Molecule: messenger RNA, 775 nt
Organism: Pelagomonas calceolata
Lineage: Eukaryota; Pelagophyceae; Pelagomonadales; Pelagomonadaceae
Source: the annotation of a GenBank genome assembly
CAAGAGCACAGCUCGAGGAAGCCAAUAGUAGUGGCUGCGGCUGCCAAAUUUCAACCGCGUAUCUCUCCGAUGUCAAGGCCGCGUACGCCCGCCAGUGAUCUGCGUAACCUGCGUGCCAAGAACCGCCAGCUUGUGAGAGAUGCAGACGCUCUCCGCAAGCGUGUAGCAGAUCUAGAGGUGGAACUCGCUACGGCGCGUGCCCCAGCGAACCACGACAACAAUGGUGAUGAUAAUGUGCUCAUGGAAGAUCUCGGGAGCGAACAGUACCAGGACACCUGGCGGAUGGAUGGCGCGAGCCGCUGCCUGGAAUUAUCAAUGCACGACACGCGCGUUACCUGCCCGUCCGUCGAGACCGAUCAUGCUACUUCAUCGAUGCCUGGCGUGCGCUGCGACAAAGCGCUCACUUUUGGUCAGUACUUCCAAACCAUCUACUUCGUGGGUGUUGGCUACACCUUGUGCGGUUUGGUCACGGAGGCGCAGAGUCUCCAGCUUCCUCAUGUAGGGGAUAACUUCAGUCGCUGCCCGUACAUGGCAAUGUGUGAUUUUUCCGGGGACUCUAGAUGGAGCGUGUCCAUCAUGGUCGACAUGGUCACUCGGACGGGCUCGCUGCACCAAGAUGGCAGGGAGCUCGCUUCAUGGCAGGGCCUCCCCGACCGCGUCUAUGUAGCCAUCGCCUUGAAGCGUGUCACGACGCGAGAAGCCAUUCUCAUGCCGGCGAUGCACACGAAAACAGUCGAGAUCGAAACAAUUCAGUAGAGGGCGUUGCUGAAGAGGG